AUGUCCAUAUCCACGUUUGCGUCCGCAAAGUCAAACACGCUGGGAAAUGAACAUUUCUUCCGCUACACCAGUGGAAGAUGGCUAUGGGAUGAGGAGAAGCAGCUUCAAGAAAGAUAUAAGAAGUUCAAUGUUGAAGAGCUUAAGUGGAUUGGCGCUGAGAGCAUCGGUGCUAAAUUUUGUAUCUCGAUAACUAAGCUGGACGAGGGGGGCUACAACAAAGUAUUCAGGCUGGUAAUGGACAAUGGUUCGAGUGUCAUUGCACGGAUACCAUGUCCCAAUGCUGGCCCACCUUUCAAGACCACCGCGUCUGAAGUUGCAACAAUGGAUUUUGCUAGAACUAUUCUCAAUAUAUCCGUUCCAAAAGUCCACAGCUGGAGUGCAGUGUUGGACAAUCCUGUAGAAGCAGAAUACAUUUUGAUGGAAGAAGCCUGCGGAACGUCACUCGGAGAUUCAUGGGAAGAUAUGGGAAUACAUUCCAAACACAAAAUUGUGAAAGAUAUUGUCUCUAUGGAUCAGAAGCUACUUUCGAUAUCCUUCUCACGAUAUGGCAAUAUAUACUUUGCAAAAGAUUCCUUUGCAGGAUGUGAAAAAGCAGAGAUUUCUGGCUAUAUUUCAGAAGAACUGAAGAAGGAGGUUGAAGAGCGAUUCACAAUUGGGCCAGUGGUAGGUCAUGCGUUCUGGAGAAGAGAUCAAUCGUCAAUGCCAAUGGAACGGGGACCUUGGAAAACCGCUAAUGACUAUCUCAAAGCAUCAGCCAAUAACCAAAUCACCUGGCUGAGUCAAUAUUGGGAUGAGAUGGGACAUAAUGCCGGGUGCCCUAUCCAUUUUACGGAGGAAGAUUUACAGAGUCAUAUGCAGGAUGGCGAAGGAUUCAACGAGCAGGCUGACUUCUGGGACAGACUAGAAGGGUUUAUUUCACGUGAUGGAUGGACUUCGAAUGAGAGGUACGACGAAGCCCUCGAGAUGUUCGCUGGAAUUCGAGAGGAGGGGCUGAAGCAACUGACUGGUGAGGAGAGGUCCGAUUUUGAGAAGCAGAGUAGGUGGGCUCAGAGAAGCACCGCUAGAGCUGAUGGUUCUUAA
Molecule: messenger RNA, 1080 nt
Organism: Glarea lozoyensis ATCC 20868
Lineage: Eukaryota; Fungi; Ascomycota; Leotiomycetes; Helotiales; Helotiaceae
Product: Protein kinase-like (PK-like)
Exons: 5
Coding region: 1-1080 (359 amino acids)
Cellular component (GO): mitochondrion
Source: RefSeq, a predicted model, not a curated record